CCAGUGGCUGUGCAGUGACCAGCGAGCAUGCAGUGGCCGUGCAGUGACCAGCGGAUGUGCAGUGAUCGUGCAGUGACGACCGGCCGUGCACCCCACUGCUCGGGUGACUGCCCAUCAGGGGGAUUGACAGGCCGGAAUCUCCAGGAUUCCCCGUCUGGGCAGUGGCCGGAGUGAUUGACAGGAGGCAGCGCAGUCGGAGGCGGGACCUGCAAGGCGCCGGGUCACGUGAGACACGCAUUAGCGGAGGGUUUGCGGAUGUGCCGGGGGUGCUGAGCAAUGAGCGGGGUGAUCAGCUGUGCAAUGAAGCUGGGGUGCGGGUCGGCAGCGGCGCUGGGGCUCCUGGCGGUGCUGGCAUGUUGCAUUGGUCACGGUGAAGCCCAUCCCCAAGGAGGGAACAUGAAUGUACUUUUCAUUAUUGCCGAUGAUCUGCGCACCAGUCUAGGCUGCUACGGAGAUCCGAUAGUCAAAUCACCAAACAUUGACCAACUUGCGUCCAAGAGCAUCGUUUUCAAAAAUGCGUUUGCCCAACAAGCUCUAUGUGGGCCCAGUAGAACGUCCUUUCUGACCAGUCGGCGCCCUGACACCACCCGGCUUUACGAUCACAAUUCUUACUGGAGGACUCACGCAGGGAACUACACUACGCUGCCUCAGUACUUGAAGAUGAAUAGCUUCCUAACCCUGUCAGUGGGGAAAGUCUUUCAUCCAGGGAUAGUGUCCAAUUAUACAGAUGACUAUCCAUACAGCUGGUCCAUUCCUCCAUUUCAUCCUUCAACACAGAAAUAUAAAAAUGCCAAGGUGUGCAAAGGCCCAGACGGUAAACGAUACGCAAACUUGGUUUGUCCAGUGGAUGUGAAGGAGAUGCCGGAACACACACUGCCUGAUAUACAGAGCACUGAUGAAGCAAUUCGUUUACUGAAGAACAUAAAAAACACAGGAAACCCUUUCUUUUUAGCUGUUGGUUAUCAUAAACCACACAUUCCACUCAAAUAUCCCCAGGAGUUUUUAAAAUUGUAUCCACGUGAAGAGAUCCAUCUUGCACCUGAUCCCAAAGUCCCAUCAAAACUACCUCCAGUUGCGUACAAUCCAUGGACUGAUGUGAGAUCAAGAGAUGAUGUCCGGGCCCUCAACAUAAGUUUUCCAUAUGGACCCAUUCCUGAUGACUUUCAGGUGCUGAUUCGCCAAAGUUACUUUGCUGCUGUCUCUUACAUGGACACUCAAGUGGGCCGUCUGUUGAAUGCAUUGGAGGAACAGGGGCUGGCCAAUAAUACAAUCGUUGUGUUUACUUCUGACCACGGUUGGUCACUGGGUGAGCAUGGAGAAUGGGCCAAGUACAGCAAUUUUGACGUGGCGACGCGUGUCCCUCUGAUGUUUUAUGUGCCAGGCCUGACUGCAGCUUUACCUCUUCCGAAGCAAAGGAUAUUUCCCUUCAUAAAUCCUUUUACUGAUAAAGUGGGGAAUCUGCCUAGAGUCUCGAUGGUGGAAGCCAGUGUGGAAUUGGUCGACCUAUUCCCAACACUCUGUCAACUCCUCAAGUUACCCAUCCCACCGAUGUGUCCUUCAUCUUCCUUUCACGUGGAGCUCUGCACCGAGGGAGGAGGCAUGGCCAGUCUCUUCAACUCCAACACUACCAGUAACAGGGACGAAUCAUUUGCCUUCACCCAGUAUCCCCGUCCAGCAGACAAGCCGCAGCUAAACUCUGACCUCCCUUUGCUGAGGGACAUUCGGAUCAUGGGAUACUCUAUCCGCUCUAACGAUUACAGGUACACCCAAUGGGUUAGCUAUAAUCCAUCCACUUUCAGCGCCAAUCUCAGUGAUGUUCAUGCAGGAGAGCUCUAUUUUUAUAAAACUGAUCCGGGACAAGAUGACAACCUGUACAACAACAUGGAAUUUGCUGGGAUGGUACGGAAGUUUUCAGCCUUAAUUAAAACUUGAAGAUCACUUGCAGUGAUAUUUGGACCGGAUUUUUGUGUUGAGUUUUGUGAUUUUUGUGUUGAGUACAGGACACAGAAGAAUGUCCAAUGCUUCCUCUGCUGCACUUAAAGCACUCUUUAAAUGAUAAAUUCAGUGCUGCCUUGUAUUAAUAAUUCUGUGCCUUUUGAGCUGGCUAAUCUUGGGAGUCCCGAGCACUGUCCAAACACAAGUUCCAAACAAGUUACUUCUGAAUUUGAACUACUGUUGUCCAUAGAGGCACAUGUGAGAUAGCAGUUUGGAGAAAAAUCCUACGGAGCUGGCAAAUGGCCAACGAAUCUGCUUCAUUCUGAAAUGCCGGACGAAAUGUUGGCUAAGAAUCUCAAGAAAAUGCUAUAUUUCCUUUUUCUUCUGCCUCAGUAUGUGCUAAUGUCCACUUGAACAGGAAGAUGAGGUGUUCUGUGCUUGGGUGGGAGAGGGGGAGGAAUUGAUCCUGUGACUCAGAGGAACAGAGCCAAGGCUGACACUCGGACUUCAUUUGAGGUUUCUGUUGCCAGCUGGAAAUGUGUGUCAUGAGAUCUUUGAUUGUCUGCUUCUCAUCAAUCUGAGAAUUUCCGUGAAAGUUGUGAAUCUUGCAGCUGGUGCUGUGUGGAGUAGGGAUCAGAAGGUGGAUAAUGGAUAUUCCUUGCGGCCUUUCAGCUCUUAUUUGGCUGGAGAUGAAGUUAGUCACUGGGCCACUGUUGUUCCUGCUUUUCUUGAUCCAACUUCCCAAUAUUCUUCCUAACGGCAGCCAAACUACUACAAACUAAGUCCUCAUUAUAAGCAAGGGAUUGGAAGCUUUCUGUGGAUAACACUGACACCCACUCCUUUGUACCCAAUACAUCAAGCCCUCAAAAAAAAAAGAGCCCAAUAAUGUUCUAAAGACUUUCACAUACAUUAAACACUAAUAUCCUUGAGAAAAUUAUAUUAGCUAAUAAACCUCCUUCCAACAGGCUUAGCAAACAAGGGGAAUGAGCAGCAGGUGUUUAAAAAGUCCGUUGAAGGUGAAUCGCUGUUAGUUUUCCUUUGGACAGGCUUGGCAGCAAAUAAAAGAGGGGUGGUCUCUUAUGGAGCGACCUUGGCCAUUUUGAGAAGGGCAGCCAUGAGGUUGAAGUGCAGCUGGUAGGUCAAAGUGCGGGCUUUGGUGAACACUGGGCUUCAGUGAGGAAGAUGAGCAGCAUUAUGGUAAGGCAGGAUACAAUAUUUUUUUUCCCUUUUUCUUAAGUCGGCUAGUUUAUUAAAGGGGCAAUAAUGGCAGUCAGUGGAGUGGUGUGCUCCUGCUGUGAGAUCAGGGAGUGGUCAAGUGUCCCUGAUGACUGUCUGCAGGAAGUGUGUCCAGCUUGUAGCUUCUCUCAGACCACAUGGAUCAGUUGGACUGACUGAGGAGCACACACAGGGGGCAGAGAGUGACAUGGAUAGGAGUUUCAGAGAGGUGGUCACACUAAAGGUUCAGCCAGAUAGAUGGGGUUACCACCAGGAGGGACAGACAGAUAGUGUAAGCCUCCUGUGGCUGCCUCCCUCACUCUUAGACAUCAGACGAAAUUUUCAAAGUAACAUUCGUACGCAUGGGGUCAGUGGAGAAUUGGCUGUGUGGAUCCAGAACUGGCUUGCCUGUAGAAGACAGAGGGUGGUGGUUGAAGGGACUUAUUCAGGCUGGAGGCCUGUGAGUAGUGGUAUUCCGCAGGGAUCUAUGCUGGGACCUCUGUUGUUUGUGAUGUACAUAAAUGACCUGGAUGAGUAUGUUGAUGGGUGGGUUAGUAAGUUUGCAGACACUACAAAGAUUGGUGGAGUUGUGAAUAGUGUGGGAGACUGUCGAUGGAUACAGCGUGAUGUAGAUCAGUUGCAGAUGUGGGCAGAGGAAUGGCAGAUGGAGUUUAACCCGGAUAAAUGUGAGGUGUUGCACCUUGGUAGGACUAAUGUCAAGAGGCAGUACACUCUAAAGGGCAAGACCCUUAACAGUGUUGAAGAGCAGAGAGACCUUGGGGUGCGAGUCCAUGACUCAUUGAAAGUGGCUACACAGGUAGUCAGGGUGGUUAAGAAGGCUUAUGGAAUGCUUGCAUUUAUUAAUUGAGGUAUUGAGUACAGGAGUCAAGAAGUUAUGAUGCAUCUAUAUAGAACUCUGGUUAGGCCGCAUUUAGAGUAUUGCGUGCAAUUCUGGUCACCUCACUACAGGAAGUAUGUCGAGGCUUUAGAGAGGGUGCAGAGGAGGUUUACUAUCUUUUUCCCAUAAAAAUACCAGAGGCUUGCCUGUAGAAGAUAGAGGGUGGUGGUUGAAGGGAUUUACUCGGGCUGGAGGCCUGUGAGUAGUGGUGUUCCGCAGGGAUCUGUACUGGGACCUCUGCUGUUUGUGAUGUACAUAAAUGACCUGGAUAAGUAUGUUGAUGGAUGGGUUAGUAAGUUUGGAGAUGAUACCAAGAUGCAUUUAAGGUGAGAGAGGUAGGUUCAGAACAGACAUGAGGGGUACGUUUUUUAUUGAGAAAGUAGUGGAUGCCUGGAAUGCGUUGCUUGAUAGGGUGGUGGAGGCAAACUCAGUGGGGGCUUUUAAGAAGGGCUUGGAUGGGCAUAUGAAUGAGAGGAAAAUAGAAGGAUAUGGGUAUUCUGUAGGUAGGAGGGAAUAGCCAUGUUGACACUACAUUGUGGACUGAAGGGCCUGUUCUGUGCUGUAUUAUUCUACGUAAUGUUUGCUUUUUGAUGUCAAUUUGUUCUAUGAAUACUAACGCAAUAUUCCUGUCAUUAAAAUGCAUCGUCAAAGUUGAGUUUAUUGUCAUAUGCACAAGUACAUGUGUGCACGGGUGCAUUGGAACAUUUGAAGCAGCAUCACUGGCACAUAGCAUCAGACAAACAGCAUUCACAAGAAAAAACAUUAAUUAAACAUCUACACAAUUUUCGCAAAGAAAUAUAGAACAAAAAUAAAUCAAAGUCCAUUUUAGUGCAAAGUCAUCAAAGUAGUGAUAGUGUUGUUAAACUGUAGUGGUGAUUAGGGUUUUGCAGGUUCUAAGGCUAAACAAUUUGGCCUGUUCCAAUCCCAGUAAAGUGUACUACGAAGAGAAAAGAUCAUUUAAUCGUGUUAUCCUCCUGAUUAUGUUGUUAAUCUCGGUUUAUUUUGAUGGACACGUCAACCAAGAGAACGCUACACGAGGAUAUAAGAAACAGAAGUGACAACAGGCAAUUCAGAUCCAGGUGCCUGCUCUGCCAUUCAAUAAGAUGACCUUCUCCCUCUUUCCUGCACUCAAGCCAAUUCUCUUUAUCCUCUUAAUAUUUUUGAGUUUUGAACUGAAAGGAAUAUUCAGUGGAACAUCCAUGAAUAUGUGUUAAUUUAUAAAUGUGUUUGAGACCAUGUGAAAUGUUUAUUGGGCAGGUGUAAUGGCUUUUUCUCCUUGACCUGGCUUGAAGGAAGUCUCGCUAUUUAAUUUCUCAUUCUCAUUGUGGUCUGUUUUAUGGUCUUGUCAAUCUUAGAAUCGCUUAAAGGUCAGUAGCAAUGAGAACCAUUUCUGCCAGUUUGCCUUAAGAAGCUGGAUCAAUAGAAGAGGCCCAGGAUGAAUCUCUGCUGUCAGGUCAUGAAUUUUGGCUGUUUUUACAAACUUCUCAAAUUAAUGUGCAAUCAACACUCCUGUUAAUUGCUGGAUUCUCUGCUGCCUCUGUCUUGAAACCCAGUACUACUGUUGAACUACGUGGUUUGUUACUUGGCUGUUAGGAGCAGGGCAGUUACUGAGCUGUGAAGUUUAAAGAUGUGGGUUCAUUAAGGGGAGGCUGUUUUGCUGGUGCUUUUGGCUAUCAGGCCUGAAAGGACAUUUCCUUCAAAUGUUCUUGAUGAAAUAGGAAGGGCUGAGAGUCAGUGCAGAGAUGGGAUGCUUCCCGGGAUGAGGAACCGGUUAUCCUGGAUAGACUGGAGAUGCAAGAAGUGUCCUGGUUGGAACAGAGGUUUAGGGGUGCUCAGAAUUGGGGCUGUGGGUAGUGGGUGGCAGGUGACACAGCUUGUAGAGCUGCUGCAUCCCAGUGCCUGUGAUCUGGGUUCAAUCCUGACCUCUGGUACUGUCGGUGUGGAGUUUGCACGUUCUCCCUGUGACUGCGUAGGUUUCCCCCCACACCUCAAAGAGGUGCUGGUUAUUAGGUUAAUUGUCCACUGCAAGUUGUUCUUGGCAUGUAAAUAAGUGAUAGAAUCUGGAGGGGGGAGUCGAUGGAAAUGUGGGAAGAAUAGAUGAUAAGGAAAAUUAGUAGGUGCAUGAGAGUGAGAGGUGUCAUAACCCUGGGCCAAAUAAUCUCCUAUGCCAUGGAAUAUAGAUACAACAACAAAAGAGGAUCUGUUCCCACAAAAAGAAGGGUUAAUGACCAGAGCCACAGAGAUCCAGGAAUAUCAUGAAGAGACGCCUUUCCAUACAAGGAUCAUUGUGAACAGCAAUUCACAGCUUUAAACAACUGUGGGAAAAGAUUCAAUUGUGUUUUUUCCCCCCAAAAAGGAACAACACAGACACUCAGGAGAUUAAAACGUCAGGCUGUUGGGUACUGGGAUUGACUGGAUUGCUUUAGCAGAGAGCUGUGGUUAGCUCGGGGGCUGGAUGGGACAAAAUAAAAAUCAAUGUAGAUAUUCAUAAUUCGAUUGCACUAAGUAAAGCAAAAGGAGCAAUGCUGGCAGUUGUCGAUGCACACACCGGUUAAAUUCGCAAGCAUGUAACCUUGUGAUCCAUUGAUAUUUAAAGUACCUGCAACUGUCAGGACUAGAGACGUUUGGUAUUUUGUGAAAGGUUCCUUGGAUUCAGUUGUAACUAUUUUCACUUGUUUAAGUUACCUUCGAGGUGCAGCUGGUCAGCUUGAGAGUGGUGACUGACAGCAAUGCUGCCUGACCCUGACCCCUGUUGGCAAAGAAAGAUGUAUACUGCAGGAACAAGUUUUAUACUCUAAUUAUUACAACACACUCCUUUUGAUAAUGUAACUGUAUGGCAAGUACUAAGUGACCAUUUUGAUUAAAGUUGGUAUUUUUAACCUUGGUCCUGUUUUGCCUCAAUUACUGUAACUAAAUUAGAUGGAAAGUUAACUUACCAAAAAAGAUGUUUUGCUCUUGACAUUGUAAUGUAAAAUAGUUGUAGAGGAGGGAAACAGGCCCUUCAGCCCAUCAAGUCUGUGCCAACCAUCUGACAUAUGGGAAUUAUUAAAACACCCCCAUAUGAGUGACAAGAUAAGUGAUUUGGGAGAAUCCUUUCAUUAUUUAAUAUAGGAAGAUGUGCCAGAGUCCAGCACUUUCUGUGAUUGAGGAGCCCAGUACAUCAGAAGUAAAGCUAAUGUGAAUAUUGAAUAUCACACAAAGGUGCUGAUUCAUCUUGUCAGGUUUGCAAAGUGUGUGUCUUUCUUUUCCUAAAGAAAUUAUGAUA
This is a messenger RNA of Pristis pectinata (smalltooth sawfish), 7313 nucleotides long. It is a transcript of the gene ids, whose product is annotated as iduronate 2-sulfatase. The record is from RefSeq and is a predicted model, not a curated record. The coding region runs from base 277 to 1932 and encodes 551 amino acids. NCBI's taxonomy places the organism in Eukaryota, Metazoa, Chordata, Chondrichthyes, Rhinopristiformes, Pristidae. The transcript has 9 exons. Gene Ontology annotation, molecular function: iduronate-2-sulfatase activity.